UAGUGAGCGUCAUGUCUACGUAAUUUCACGGUGGCUGUAAACAGGUUACGAGCUCCGUAUGUUAACCAUUGUGUCUGAACUUUCUGUAUUUAAAUGUUGCUUCGAAGUUAUACAUGAAUGUAUCUGGGCGUAUGAUCGAGUAUUUAUAAAACUGUGUUGUGUGUAUAUUUGUUAGGGUCGCGUUUCUUGGUGACGACGUCACCUUGUUGUUGUUCCGGUGGAUUGAAGAUGGCGGCCCGCUGGAGCAGUGAGAAUGUUGUGGUGGAGUUCAGAGAUUCUCAGGCCACCGCGAUGUCUGUGGACUGCCUUGGCCGCCAUGCUGUUCUCUCUGGGCGGCGCUUUUUGUAUGUAGUGAACCUUGAAACCCCCUCGGAGGCCCCCCGGAAGAUAGGGCGCCAGAGCAAGUGGGAUGUGGGGACAGUGCAGUGGAACCCCCAUGAGUCAGGGGCUUACCUCUUUGCUGCCUCUAGUAACCAGCGUGUGGACCUGUACAAGUGGUGUGACGGUGCCGGGGAGAUUCACACGUCCCUGCAAGGGCACACACGGGUCAUCAGUGACUUGGACUGGUCCUGGUUUGAGCCAGAGUUUCUUGUCACCAGCUCUGUAGACACAUACAUUUAUAUCUGGGAUACCAGAGAUACACGGAAGCCUACAGUUGCCCUGUCUGCUGUGGCGGGGGCCUCCCAGGUGAAGUGGAACAAGCGAAACCAAUAUUGUCUGGCCUCCAGUCAUGAUGGAGAUGUGCGCAUCUGGGACAAGAGGAAACCCAACACAGCUGUGGAAUAUGUGGCAGCGCAUCUGUCUAAAAUACAUGGCCUGGACUGGCAUCCUGACAAUGAGUUCAUCCUGGCUACUUCCAGCCAGGACAACUCAGUGCGGUUCUGGGACUACAGACAACCACGGAAAUACCUGAACAUUCUGUCCUGCCAGGUCCCAGUGUGGAAGGCACGAUACACUCCCUUCUCCAAUGGACUGGUGACAGUCAUGGUACCCCAGUUGCGGCGAGAGAACUCCCUGCUGCUUUGGAGUGCCCUGGACCUCAACAAUCCAGUCCAUGCCUUCGUGGGCCACGACGACGUUGUGCUGGAGUUCCAGUGGCGCCGGCAGAAGGAGGGUUCCAAGGACUACCAACUGGUUACCUGGUCCAGGGAUCAGACACUGAGAAUAUGGCGUGUGGAUCCACAGCUACAGAAGCUAUGUGCCAAUGACAUUGUGGAGGGGGUGGAAGAGCUGAUAGAGGGGAUGACCCUGACCCCAGAUUCAGAGAAGACCCUGCACUCCCAAGACCCGGAACCCCAGCAGGCCCCAGGAUUCACUGCGGAAGACCCCGAAGAUCAACAAGAAGACCAACAGUCUGGCCUGAUUUCCAGCAGCAAACAGGAGCCUACAGGUCUCCCCCAGACCUUGCAGCAGGAGUUCUCCUUGGUCAACCUGCAGAUCCGCAAUGUUAAUGUUGAGAUGGAUGCUGUGAACCGAAGUUGUUUUGUGUCCGCUCACUGUGGUACCAACCGGGUCCGGCUAGUGGUCAAGUUCCCAGCACAGUACCCCAACAAUGCCGCACCCUCCUUCCAGUUUGUUAGCCCUACCACCAUCCAGUCCUCCAUGAAGACCAAGAUUCAGAAGAUCCUGACUGACACAUCUCUGCAGAAAGUGAAAAGGAAUCAGAACUGUCUGGAGCCAUGUGUGAGGCAGCUGGUGUCCUGUCUGGAGUCCUGCAUGACUCAGGAGGACAGUGCUGCUGCCAGUCCUUACGUUUUAUCAAACCCAGUGACUCCAACUCUGCCAGCCUUCCCCCGUGUCACCAACACAUACGGCUCUUACCAGGACGCCAACAUCCCCUUCCCACGCACCUCAGGAGCGCGGUUUUGUGGGACUGGCUGCCUGGUGUAUUUCACCCGGCCCGUCACCAUGCAUCGCUCCGUUUCCCCUACUGAGCCUACUCCCAGGUCGCUCUCAGCACUGUCUGCCUACCACAGUGGGGUGAUGACCCCAAUGAAGAUGCGCAGUGAGUCUCAGAGCACUCUCCGGCUGUACAGCGGCAGCCCCACACGCACAGACAAGGAGCAAGUUUCCAUCUCCUCCUUCUACUACAAGGAGCGGCAUCCACUGUCUGGCUCCCGCCGCUGGUCCGUUCAGACCAUUCACGACUGCCCGAAAUCGCGUCGCUGGAAGGGCAAGCGUGAAGGAAGUGACUCCAGUAACCGGCCGAUCAAGCUGGCAGGCAAAGUGAUCAUCCAGGAGAUCUCCUGCCUGCUGCCUGUUCACAAAAUUCUGGGGGAGACCUACAUCCUGAAUGUGAAUGACAUCCAGGACACGUGUCAAAGAAACGCAACCGCAGCACUCGCUGUGGGCCGCAGGGACUUGGCCAAGGUAUGGGCAUUGGCUUCUGCUGCCACAGGCUGCGACCUGAGCCCCAACUCUGACCCUGACGCUGGCACUCCCUGGGCCAGACACCCUUUUGGUAGACACCUUCUGGAGACACUGCUGGAUCACUACAGUAAGAUGAGUGACAUUCAGACGUUAGCCAUGUUGUGCAGCAUUUUUGAGGCCCAGUGCAGCCCCCAGGACUAUUUCUCUCUGUUCGGACACCACCCUCACCGAUCCACUGUCUUCACCCCACACCACUCUCGCUUUCCCAGCUACACCUCUGGUUCCGUCACGUCUGGCUCCUGUUCCAGCACCUCAGACUCCGGAGCAAACACAACUGCCUGGAGCAUUGUAGGUCGGGACCCUGACCACAAUGCCCCCUGGGGAGAGUCUUCUCCAGAUGAUUACCGCUAUGGAAACCAAGUAUACACAGACCCCCGAGAGCGGGAGAAGGAGCAGCAUGACAUGAAUAAACGGCUGCUUGACCCUGCAAAUAUCCUGCAGUUCGAUGACUUUAAGAAGUGCUACGGUGAGAUUUUGCACCGCUGGGGGCUGCGAGAGAAGCGGGCUGAGGUGCUGAAGUUUGCCUCCUGUCCUCCAGAGCCACACAAGGGUGUUGAGUUCGGAGUGUAUUGCAGUCACUGCCGUAGUGAAGUGCGGGGAACUCAGUGCGCUGUGUGCAAGCGCCUCACCUUCCAGUGUGCCAUCUGCCAUGUGGCUGUGCGUGGCUCUUCCAACUUCUGCUUGAGCUGUGGCCACGGCGGGCACACCAGCCACAUGAUGGAGUGGUUCCGUGCCCAGGAGGUGUGCCCAGCUGGCUGUGGCUGCCACUGCCUCCUGCAAAGCACGUUCUGAUCAGUGCAGUAUUCUAGGAUAGAGCUGAUAUCCUGACACUUAACCUAGGCAUAAGUCUUCACUUGGAGGUAAUGAAUGUUACAUGUGAAGGAGAGCACUUCAAGGUUGUAUCUUUCUGACAUUUUCCCUCACUUACAGGUGAUAGACCAUGAGUCAAGGGGAAAAAAGCUUACCUAUUUAUUUUUUUCCAUCUUCCAUUUGUGUUUUAUUUGUUAAUGAAUGCAGUUUGUCUUGAUAAGGAGCCUUUCUGCUAGGCCUUUACAUGAAGACUUGAAGUAAAAUUGACACCAUUAUCCUGGAAGAAUCAUCUAGUAUAAUGGGAGAAUAGCCUACUACUUCCAUCAGUAAUGUUCAGUUAUUGAGUAAGAGAAUCUUUUUAAGGACUAAUGCUUCCUCUUUGUAUUUGUUAUUUUUAUGAAAAUUGAAUUCAAUGUGAACAGACAAAAUUGUAUACAUAGU
Megalops cyprinoides (Indo-Pacific tarpon) is the source of this 3681-nucleotide messenger RNA. It is a transcript of the gene wdr59, whose product is annotated as WD repeat domain 59. The record is from RefSeq and is a predicted model, not a curated record. NCBI's taxonomy places the organism in Eukaryota, Metazoa, Chordata, Actinopteri, Elopiformes, Megalopidae. The transcript has 27 exons. Bases 229 to 3222 code for a protein of 997 amino acids. Gene Ontology annotation, molecular function: protein binding.